Molecule: messenger RNA, 1309 nt
Organism: Spirodela intermedia
Lineage: Eukaryota; Viridiplantae; Streptophyta; Magnoliopsida; Alismatales; Araceae
Source: the annotation of a GenBank genome assembly
AUGGGCUGUUCUUCGGAAGAAAUUUCCGAGGUGAGCGACUCAGAGAUCGGCGAUUACGAAGCCAAAUCCUACUCCGAGCUUGAGAAUGGAAGGCAUCCUGUUAGAAACCCUAAUGGCACCUACCGGUGCCCCUUCUGCGUUCGGAAGAAGAAGAAGCAGGCCUACAUUCGCCAGCAAAUCCUCCAGCACCCCUCCGGCAUCGGAGCAUCUAACCGGAGAGCGAAGGAGAAGGCAAACCAUCGCGCCCUCGCCAGGUACCUGACUACCAGCAAUCAGAAUCCAGAGGAUAACCAGAUGCUUCCUCCCAAGCUUCAGGAAGAAGACGACCAGUUCGUGUGGCCAUGGAAGGGGAUCUUGGUGAACGUUCCCACCGAGGUCGAGGAAGGAAGAGGGCUGAAAGCGGAGCUAUCCGAUCUCAAUCCUCUGAAGAUCCGUGCUCUGUGGAACUCCACAGGUCACACCGGAACAGCCAUCGUCGACUUCCGCGGAGACUGGUCCGGCCUGAAGGACGCCAUGACAUUCGAGAAGCAUUUCGAGAAGCGAUCCAGGGGAAGGAGCGACUGGUGCGACCGCCAUGGCUUCCGCAGAGAGGGGAUCCACGGAUGGAUCGCGAGGGCUGAGGACUAUAAUCUGGUUGGCGCCAUUGGAAGGCACCUGAGGAAGAAGGGCGACCUGAAAACCAUCGCUGAGCUCUCCAAGGAGGGGUCCGAGAAGAAGGAGAAGCUUGUGGCCGCCUUGAUGAACCAGCUAGAAGCUUCCCACACUCGCCUACAGGAAUUGGAGAGCAGGUACUCCGAGUGUGCCCUCUCUCUCGAUCAGAUGAUGGAACAGAGGGACAAACUACAUCGCGCAUACAAUGAAGGUUCGAUUAUAUUGAAGCUGGAUUUUAGCUUAUGAUGACCGAUCAUCUCUAUGCUCCAAUCCUCGCUGGUUCUUGCGCAAUGCUCAGAAAAACAAAACAAAAAAUAGAUUCCGUUCAUGAUAUCCUUCUUUCUGCUCGCCAGAGAUGCGAAAGAUACAAGCGUUCGCGCACGAUCAAUCUCGAAGAGUUCUCAAGGAAAAUGAAGAUCUCAGAGGGCAGUUAGAUUCCAAGAAGAGAGAAGUCGAGGAGCUCAUACACUCGCUGAUGAACACGAAAAGGUGCCGGCGCAGUCGUGUUUCUUUUUCUGGGUUAUAUCUGGACGUAAUUUAUUUUAGUUCUCAUGUUCAGUUCUUUCUCAAUUCAUGCAGGAAGCGAUGGAAAAUAGUUCGGGUCUACCGGCGACUCAGGAACCAGAGAAGGAUGAUGAAAUUUCUGAUGAUACCUUGA